AUGGAGAUCUCGGCGAUUGGUGAACCAUCCGCUGAGGAGGUUGAUCUCUUGAAGCGUAGUACUGACAAAGCUAAAGAAGUGUUAGGGAAGAAACCGAUAUCUUAUAAGGAUACACUCUUACAGUUGAAUGGGCUGAAAGUUACGGAUGACGUCGAGGAAAGGGAUUGGUUUGAGGAGUUGGAUGUUCAUGGUAUGGAGGAGGAUGUUCAAUCAAAUGACCAAGAUGAUCCUUUCUGUCCUACAUACAGAUUUUCAAAAGAGCUAUAUAAGGAGAGUUGCAGGCCUUGGAAGCAAGCUGUGAUUAUCAAGCUCUUGGGAAAAAAGGUUGGUGUAAAGUUUUUGCUGAACAGACUCUUGAAGAUGUGGAAUCUGUCGGGGACACAUGAGUUCAUUGAUAUGGAGAACGAUUACUUUUUGUUUCGUUUUGCGGAUUUGAAUGACUACAACUUCGUUUUGGAGGAAGGGCCUUGGAUUGUGGCAGACCAUUAUGUUUCUGUUCAACGGUGGCGUCCAUUAUUUGAUCCUUACGAGGACAACCUUAAAAAAUUAGCUGUUUGGAUCCGUAUUCCGGGGUUACCUAUGGAGUUCUAUACCUCCCAACAUUUGCGGAACAUAGGUGAUCUAUUUGGGAAAACACUGAAGAUUGAUAGGAACUCUAUACGUAAAAGUGAUGCUGGUGAUGGGGUUGUUACGGAAAGGGCCAAGUUUGCGCGUAUUUGCGUAGAAGUAGAUCUCAGUAAAGGCUUCUUGUCUAAAUUCAAUCUCAUUAAUAAGGUUUAUACGGUAGGGUAUGAAGGCCUUCACAUGAUCUGCUUUGCAUGUGGUAAGUAUGGGCAUAGGCGUGACACUUGUUCUUCGGUUUCGGUGUCAACAGAUAGUCAUUCUCACCAAAAGGAUGUUCGUGCAGAGGUUGUUAACAAUGGUGUCAGGCGUGAGAUGGCAGAAGGUGAAGCUUUUGGUUCUUGGAUGAUUGUCCAAAGGAGUCAACGGGGAAGGAAGGCAAAAGCUACCAUGGAGACUGCCGCAAUCAAUGCUGCCGCAAUCAAUGCUACCGCAAUCAAUGCAGCCGGGAAUCAGGGGUAA
This is a messenger RNA of Gastrolobium bilobum, 1083 nucleotides long. RefSeq lists its product as uncharacterized. Lineage: Eukaryota; Viridiplantae; Streptophyta; Magnoliopsida; Fabales; Fabaceae. Gene Ontology annotation, molecular function: zinc ion binding; nucleic acid binding. Bases 1 to 1083 code for a protein of 360 amino acids. The record is from RefSeq and is a predicted model, not a curated record. The transcript has a single exon.